CGCCAGAGCCAUUGAUGUAGUUGGUUCCGGUGAAUUUCAUGGAUGGUACCAAUCAUUUACAACGCAGAUGAAGCUGGAGGGUUUCCAAACUUCACGUCAGAAGCAGGAUCUCCUUUCUUUUUUAGGCUCCCCAUCCCUGCAGGACACACACAGCUAUCCCUGGCUGAUGGAGACAGCACUCUGCCUCACUGGAUAGUAUUUAGGCAACAGACCAGCAGUCUUGCUGGCUUGGCCUUGACUGAGGAUUGUGGAAUAUAUCACCUUGAAGUGUCCAUCACUGGUGAGAGGUGCACGGCCCACUUUUAUCUGCACAUCCUGAACAGAACAGUGACUGACAAGAAUCCACAACGGGAUAGUUUGUCCUGCUCUGGAGGACAGAUGACCACCUGGGCGACCCUUCUCCUCCAGCUCAACCCUACGACUCUUGACGCCAACCAGCGCAUCCAUCUGGUCAGCACCAUGGCCGACUACCUGCGCCUGCUGCUCAGCUUUGUCUCUCUAUUUUCACAAAGAAAACCCUUCACACUAAAGCAAGACAAGCUCAGAGUUUGUAGACAAGGCGGGCUUGCUGAGAAACGAGAUGCUAUAGGAGAUGUUGCUGAGAUUGUGUGGCCCGUCGGUUGUCAAGAAGAGGAACGACAAGUUGAUGUAGCUAAAGUCCUGGAACACACUGGUCACAACAGGCUGAACUUGGAAACUUUCACAACACCACACAGUAUUUACCCCUCACUGCCACUGACCCGGGCCUCUCACAGCGUCACCUCCACGCUGACACACGAAGCCGCCGACAGAGAUUCGCUCGCCACUCGUCUGACCCUGCGACCUCCCCAGAAGGAAACCCCCUUCUGGACCGAAUCCUGGACAGCCGACCGCACUGAGUCAGAGAGUCAGUCCUCAGUCACACUGUCCAUAACGAAGGGCCUUUUAAAGACCACAGCGUUGCCAAACCAGCGCCCCCUCAACUCUCAUCUGUUUCCCAUCCACUUUGUACGGAGAGUUACGAUGCCCUCCUGCUGA
Stegastes partitus (bicolor damselfish) is the source of this 1017-nucleotide messenger RNA. The record is from RefSeq and is a predicted model, not a curated record. NCBI's taxonomy places the organism in Eukaryota, Metazoa, Chordata, Actinopteri, Pomacentridae.